UCUCUCGAUGCCUCAGUGAACGUUACAAAGUAAUGGCGGCGUGCCGGGGAUCUUCGUCGAAAUGGUUUUUCACCCGGGAGCAACUCGAAAGCACGCCGUCCCGCCGAAGUGGAGUAGAACCAGACCGGGAGCUCUCCUACCGACAACAAGCGGCGAAUCUGAUCCAAGACAUGGGCCAGAGGCUCAACGUCUCUCAAUUAACAAUAAAUACGGCAAUUGUUUACAUGCAUAGAUUUUAUAUGCACCACUCUUUCACCAAAUUCCACAGGAAUAUAAUAUCUCCAACCACCCUAUUCUUGGCUGCAAAAGUGGAAGAACAACCUCGGAAACUCGAACAUGUGAUCAAAGUUGCACAUGCUUGUCUAUACCCGCAAGAAUCGCCUCUAGACACAAAAAGUAAUGCAUACCUCCAGCAAGCUCAAGAGCUGGUGAUGCUUGAAUCCAUAGUUCUGCAGACCCUAGGCUUUGAAAUUACUAUUGAUCACCCACACACUGAUGUGGUGAAAUGUUCCCAGCUAGUGCGAGCAAGCAAGGAUCUGGCACAGACUUCCUAUUUCAUGGCUACCAACAGUCUGCACCUCACUACCUUCUGCCUCCAGUACAAGCCCACAGUGAUUGCCUGUGUAUGCAUCCAUCUGGCGUGUAAAUGGUCCAACUGGGAGAUCCCAGUUUCUACUGAUGGGAAACACUGGUGGGAAUACGUAGACAGCUCCGUCACUCUUGAGUUGCUUGAUGAGCUGACGCAUGAGUUUCUGCAAAUUCUGGAGAAGACGCCCAGCCGGUUAAAGAGGAUACGCAACUGGAGGGCAACACAGGCUGCCAAAAAGCCCAAGAGUGAAAAUGCCCAGUUGACGGACACCUCCUUUGCUGGGCCUUCAAUGCUCCAGGACCAGGGCGAUGGCACACUUCCUGGAGUUCCUUCUUCCAACCCAAGUUUUUCCAAAGCAAGCGCCACCUUCCCUGUGCCCAUGCCUGGCCAGUCCAGAGGAGGACCUCUGUCACUGGACGCCAUGACUGCCACAUACAAUCCAGGGAGCCAUAGUGAAUGGCCCCAGAGCAACCAGAGCCAAGCAGAGUACUCUUCCACCUGUAUAAAACAGGAACCCCUAAGCAUCCCUCUCCAGGAGCCGACACUGUCCUUGCAAACCUCCACUUCCUCUUUGCUUCAGCAACCGCCUAUGUACAGGACUGAGAAAACAGUAGAUUUCAACCCCAUCAAACAAGAACAAAAAGCAACUGGUGGGAGUGGUGUGGGCAAACAGUCUGCUUUCCCUCCACCAGCUCAACCUCCUCCACCACAACCUUCUCCAGCUCAGAAGCUGUCUCUAGACAAAUACAGAGAGAAACAUGCUGCAGAGCUGGCUGGCUCUGGACAGAAACGUAGGCAGGAGCAGCAUGAAAGAGUAAUGGACUUUGAAGUGAGGGGGGAUAUGUUGUCCUCCUCCUCUACCUAUGCACCAUCCACCACGGGCCAAGCAGAACAUAGAAAACAUUUGCAGCCGCACCAAACAUCCCAUGGUGGCGGUGGCAGCACCACUGCCUCCCCAUUGAAAAUUAAAGUUCCUUCCUCAACUUCAGGGCAAGAUAGACGCCAUCACAGUGACAAACGGGACAAAGGCUCAAUUAAACUCCGUCUGGCUGUUCCUGGGUCUAGCGGCAGUUCACAGCUGGAUAAAAGUGGACAACCAAGUAAAGACGAACUGAAGAUGAAGAUAAAAGUUUCAUCAUCUGAGCGCCACAACUCAUCAGAUGAACUCAUAGCCACCAACAACAACAACAACAGUAAAAGUAAACAUUCCAGCCCAGUGGUGAGCAAAGAGAAGCAGCAUCGUGGAGCAGAGCACAACCCCCAUCGCCACUACCACAAGCACAGUAACCCCCACCUGCACAGUGGCAAUGGACGAGGAGGCGCCGAGGGCCCAGGUGGUGGGGUAGGCCUGCCACGGGGGCCUCCAGGAUUGGUCGGCAUGGAAGGGACGACACUUGCUCCUCCGGGAUCCACGUCUUUGUCUUCUUCACGCAAGAGGGUACACCCUGAGGCCAGCCACAACCACCACCCUUCAUCCUCAUCCUCCACUUCUUGCUCCAAAGUGAGCAAAAUCUCCAAGAGUGGCAGUGGUACUGCAGGUACUUCAUCUUUUUCUUCCCCCCUUUUUCCUCCUUGCUCCUCUCCUGUACUGCAGUGUGUCUCAUCUGGCUUGCAGCUCUAUGGCUAACCUCCCUCCUUCCCUCCCACCCUCCUUCUCCUCCUCCUUCUCCUCAUUCUUGUUUUUCCUCCCCUCCUCCUGUCACACCCAGGUGGGCUGCGGACCUCUCAGCAGUACCCUCCUAGUGAAUCGCCACAUGAAGUGGGAGAGCAGAGACACUGAGUCCACCAAUUCUGCAGCCAUGGCCAGCACAUGGAAAUAGCAACAAACUACCCACAGCUCAGACUAUGCUCACCUCCUUGUUAAGUGCCCUAGGAAAAUAACUCUUUAUGUGAUGAUAAACCCUUUAUUGAAAGGCAAAAAAAAAGUAUUGUCGGACUUCUCGAUUUCUGAGAGACAAAUAAGGUGAAAAAAAUUAUGCUUCCUGACUGUCACAUCUCUGGGCUGUGAUGCUCAGUCCUGUGUUUCUGUUAGUGUGUCAAAUUGCUGCUUGGUUAUCCUUCCUCCUCAAAUAGGUCUCGGAAUGUGCGAAGGUGGGUGUGUGUUUGUGAAAGGGAAGGGUUGAGUGUGAGUUUCCAUCAGGAGAAAAAGUCCCUUUCCUACAUGUCAGAUCUCCAUAUGGGAAAACACAAGUAUUACAAGUAACAUGAAAAGCAUGGACGGUGCACUUACUUCAUUUUCUUCCUUUUUUUUUUUUUUUUUAAAUGAGUAAUUUAAUUGAAUCACAUUUCUGCGGUUGUAUGGAAGAAGCUAGUGGACAGCUAGAGAUGAAAUCAGUUUAUGUUUGCUGGCAUUCCAUUUAGUACUGUUGGAUGCAGAUAUUUUUUUAGGUGUAAAGUUUCAUCUCUUCCAUUACUUUCUUGUCUUGGUUUCUUUUUAUACUUAAGUACUGUGCAUAUGAUUUGCAUGUUUCAAUCAUCAAAGGGAUUUAAAAGGAGAGUGCUUACUUGCUGUUUACAGAAAAUGGAGAUAAAUGUACAUACAUUUUUGUAUGUUUAAAGAAAAAGCUAUACCAUGACUACUCAGGUUUGGAGCUGCUUGUAAGUAUAACAAGAUAACUAUAAUACCUAUAAAAGAGUUUUAUUUUGUUGA
This is a messenger RNA of Amphiprion ocellaris (clown anemonefish), 3239 nucleotides long. It is a transcript of the gene ccnt2a, whose product is annotated as cyclin T2a. Gene Ontology annotation, biological process: regulation of transcription by RNA polymerase II; positive regulation of DNA-templated transcription, elongation. The transcript is spliced from 9 exons. Gene Ontology annotation, cellular component: nucleus; cyclin/CDK positive transcription elongation factor complex. Gene Ontology annotation, molecular function: cyclin-dependent protein serine/threonine kinase activator activity. Lineage: Eukaryota; Metazoa; Chordata; Actinopteri; Pomacentridae. Bases 33 to 2216 code for a protein of 727 amino acids. The record is from RefSeq and is a predicted model, not a curated record.